Leptopilina heterotoma is the source of this 703-nucleotide messenger RNA. RefSeq lists its product as uncharacterized. The record is from RefSeq and is a predicted model, not a curated record. NCBI's taxonomy places the organism in Eukaryota, Metazoa, Arthropoda, Insecta, Hymenoptera, Figitidae. Bases 204 to 593 code for a protein of 129 amino acids. The transcript is spliced from 3 exons.
CCAAUACAAGUUGUGGAAUGUAGUGGUCUCCCAAACAAUUUAUAAAAUUAAUUAAAAUUUGUUUGUUAAAUCGGGCAAAUAAUGUUCCAAAUUAUUUGUGGUUUGAAAUUAUGUUAUAAUAGAAAUUUUUAAUUGAUUUUCCAUCAAUUGAAGUGGUGAAAAAUCGACAUUACUUUCUUUUAAUGAAAUAAUUAAGUUAUAAAAUGUCAGUUCUAGACGAUCGCACUGAAUAUCUAAAAUAUAAUACUGGACCCAAACUAUUUGGUGAUUUCACCCCAUUUUACGUGACCAUCACUAUUUGUUCAGUUAUUGGAAUUUUUCUCAUAAUUUUGAACGUAACAUUUUGCUGGUGUUCACGUCAUCGAAGAUAUUGGCAAGACAGGCACACAGGUAACCGGUGGAUUCAGCCGCUUUGGUCAGUGACGCCACACAAUAAUCCACCUCUCGAUUUAACGGAAUUAGAAAAAGGAACUCAAAACUACGUUCAUCAUCGGCCACAAAUUAUUGAGGACUAUCAAAAAGACGAAUUAGACGUAGCAACAACACAUCCCGAAGAAUAUAUAGAAUUACAUAAACGAGAAAGUGAAAUCUAAGCCAUUCCAUAUUUUUUACACUGCCAUUGUACAAAAUCUAUACAGAUAUAUCUUUUUUUUAUUAUCUGCCUAGUUAAGUACAGAGCCAAAAAAAAAAAAAACAGAGGUAC